Molecule: messenger RNA, 3039 nt
Organism: Bursaphelenchus xylophilus (pine wood nematode)
Lineage: Eukaryota; Metazoa; Nematoda; Chromadorea; Rhabditida; Aphelenchoididae
Source: the annotation of a GenBank genome assembly
AUGGUGCGGGUUGUUAUAAAGGGAGGUGUUUGGAAAAACACCGAGGAUGAAAUUCUUAAAGCUGCUAUUAUGAAAUAUGGAAAGAAUCAGUGGAGUCGUAUAGCAUCUCUGUUACACAGAAAAUCAGCUAAACAAUGCAAAGCUAGAUGGUACGAAUGGUUGGAUCCUAAAAUUAAGAAGACAGAAUGGAGUCGGGAAGAGGACGAGAAAUUGUUGAACUUGGCGAAGAUUAUGCCAACUCAAUGGAGAACAAUUGCUCCAAUCGUGGGGCGAACAGCAGCACAAUGUCUCGAACGGUAUUUAUUCACGGUGCUUCUUAAAAUGUUUUUUCAGGUAUGAACAGUUAUUAGAUGAAGCCCAGAGAAGGGCCGAGGGAUUGGAUGUAGAUGAAUCCUUGAGUGAAGCAAAAAAACUUAAGCCGGGUGAUGUUGAUCCAACUCCCGAAACUAAACCAGCAAGGCCAGAUCCCAUUGAUAUGGAUGAGGAUGGUAAGAAUUUGUUGGUGUUUUGAUCGUGUUUUUAGAGUUGGAAAUGUUAUCAGAAGCUCGGGCAAGGCUGGCGAACACUCAAGGAAAGAAAGCGAAAAGGAAGGCCAGGGAAAAGCAACUGGCUGAGGCUAGAAGGCUGGCAACAUUACAGAAAAAAAGGGAAUUGAAGGCGGCCGGAAUUGUCUUGGUUAACAACUUUAAAAACAAAAAGAAGCCUGAAGUUGAUUACAAUGCGGAGGUACGGUUUCUUGAUUUUUUUAUUUCCUAAUUUUUAGAUUCCGUUCGAAAAACAUGUGCCAGCUGGAUUCCAUGAUCCAAGUGAAGAUAGAUUCGACAAGAAACCAGUUAAUUCGAUAGAGGAAAAGAGGAGAGAUGCUGUCGAGUUCGAAGAACGCAAAAAAGAUCGAGAAAAGCUCAAGAGGAAGAAGUGGGUACCUAUUCCAUGUUUUAAAUUAUUGUUUUAGGGAAGAAGAUGCCCCUACAUCCAUCUUCGAUUCUAAGAAGCCAAAACUUCGGUCGAAACUCACGUUGCCACAACCCCAAGUAUCAGAGAAUGAUCUUGAGAGUAUUGUGAAGAUGGGACAAAUGACGGAAUCUGUUCGGUCUAUUGUUGAUGAAAAUCCCAGCAGGUAAUUAUGUGUGCCUGGUCGAACUCAGAAUGGUUAAAUCCUUGAACUCAUAAAUGAGUAAAAAUACUAAGCAAAGACCGUCGGAUUUCUUAAUGAAAGGCCUCUGCUUCGUUCCGUUAUGCAACCUCCAAAUUUUUAAUGGUUUAAUCAUUUGGGUGUUCUGUCGUAUUUAUAGCUUAAAAGAAGAUCUAAACUUGAGUUGUUAGAUUUUAUAUUAAUGUUUUCAGUGCUCUGCUACAUGAUAUUUCGAAAACCGAGGAUGCCUUUGCUCCUAAGUCCACAAGAACAAUGACUACAAAUGUGGACACCGUUGCGCGUGUAAGGAUUUUGUUUGAAAUUGUUUAUUUUUUGGUUCUUAAUUAUUACGCAACUCACGAUUUCUUUAGGCGGCGGACGACUUAUUGGCAAUUAUGACUGCGGACACUCCAUUAAAAGGCGGAUUUAACACUCCAUUGCACUCAGCGAAUACGACCGAGGGACUUACUGGUAAAUCUUAAUAAUAUGGUACCAUGUUUACUUAUAAUUUAGAUAAAAGAUAUAUUGAGACUCCGAGGACAGAACGGCGUGUUGGUGGAACGUUGGAAGAAGGUCAUGGAAUGUCCACAAAACUUCGGAAUCUGCCCAAUCCAACGAAUGACUUCGAAUUAGUUUUGCCUGAAGAAGAGGAGGAAGAAGAAGGGAAACUGGAAGACGUAAGGACAGGCUUCGUUAUAAGCUAUUCUUCAGGAGUGGAUCGAAGAUGCUGAGAAUCGGGAUGCGCGAGCUCAAGCAUUGGAAGGAAAGCGGAAAGAGAGAGAACGGCAGCGGAGAAGUGAGCCUUUCAAAAGAGAAUUACCAUUGCCCGAGAAGAUUAAUGCACAUUACAGAAAGAAGAAUGUGGCCAAUACUGAUCUGGCAAGAGUAAGUUACGCACCUUUUUGGUUGUUGCAAUUUAACAUUAAGGCUGAUAAUUUGAUAAAAGAUGAAAUCCACAGAAUGAUGGAGUGGGAUGUCUUGGGAAAGGCUCCUUCUGAUGUGUAUGAUCCCGAAAUGAUGGCUCAGGCAAGUGCUCUGAUUAAAAUGGAGAUGGAAGAGGGACCUAAACUUGAUCUCGGCAUGUGGAACAUAAUCAAAGAAUGCGCGGACGAACUAAUUUGUUAUGACGGAAGGUACACUCGGCUCAGUAGUUUGGGGCGGCGAGAACAAGUCGAGGCCUUGACAGCCAAAUUUAAUGUAAGUUGAAAUGAUAAAUUAUGCAAAUCAUGUCCCCAAGGCAAUUGAAUUUGGCCAAGUUCUUGUGGUUUUCUUUCCGGAGGGGACGGGACUCAUUUAAUCCCGGCUGAGCCAGCCUCUUUUAUUGGCCAUCUCACUUCUCCUCUUACACAUUUGAACCGGAACCCAUUCAAAAGAAGUCCGCAGGCUAAUUUCCUGUUAUGUUCAUACGAUACCUUUUUUGUUUUCAGGUUCAUCGAGAAUGGAUGGGCCUUCUUUCGAAGAAGACGGCCAAGAUUGAGAAGAAGGUUAGUGUUUUGGUCGGAGGAUAUUUGGUAAGUUGGGAGAACGAGGAUGGUUACCUGUCAUUCCAGGGCAUUCAAAAGAAUUUGUUGGACAAGAUUCAUCGAAGUCAAAAGCAGAAGGAAAAGUUAUUGUUGGAAUUAAAAACUUUCCAAAGACUGGAGGAGAAUGAAGACCGGGCGAUGGUUAAGCGCGUUCACACUCUCAACGAGGAGGUACACCUUUUUAUUGCAUAAUACCCGAUUUUCUCAGAUUACUUAUGUCCCUUAAUUAAUCGCAUGUUUUAGUUGAGUUCCGUGGAAUCAUAUCAAAGAGAACUUCAAGAGACCUACUCCAAACUCCAGCAGAAGAAAUGGGCAUUGGAGCAGUUCGAGAUCAAACAAAAGGCUAGCGAAUCGAUGCCCCCUGUCAGUUACAAUCGCCCCUGA